AAAGAGAAAGUGAAAGUCCCACUUCCCACAGCCCGGGGACACUUCACAGCUUGCUGCACCCCAGCUCGGCUCCAGCCUGGGGUUCCUCGAACGGCCCUAGCCAGCCCCGUGCGCCCGACCCCCCCACGGACGCCAUGGAGCCCAUCUGCCUGGUAGAGCCGGUGCCCAGCUCUGGUGCCCUGCGGGUGAACCCGGCCGCCCUGGGCCUGCUCCGGGUCCUCGCCCGGCCUCUCCACGUCCUCGCCAUCUUUGGGCCCUGUGGCACUGGGAAAUCCUUCCUCAUGGACCGGCUGGUGGGGCAGGGCGAAGCUUUCCCCCGCUCCCCAGGGAUCUGGGUGUGGUGCCUGCCCCACCCGACUCAGCCCGACCAGGCCCUGGUGCUGCUGGACACGGAAGGAUUCCCCGAGCAAGAGGGCGAUGAGACGAAGUUCUCCCGCCUCUUCCUCCUGAACGUGCUGCUCAGCAGCGUCUUUGUCUAUAACACCAGGAGUGAGGGCGACCCCCAGAGGCAGCUUGACCGCCUGACGUACGUGAGGGAUCUGCCCCGGGUGGUGCGAGUGCUGGACGAGUCCUCCUGGGAGAACAGCUUCCUCCUGAGCAGCGUGCUGCCCGACUUCGUGUGGUGCCUGCGGGACGUGGUGCCCGACCCCUGCCUGGACGAGGUGCUGGAAGCCACGGACCACGAGCUGGACUCGGCUCUCAGCUCCCCACAAGAUUUGGAGGACUCCCCGUCCAGCUGCGUACAGAGGUUAUUUCCCUGCCGGAAGCUGUUCCUUUUCUGCUCCCCCCAAGGGGAUGGAGGGCACGGCGAGCAGCUGUCUCCUGCAGGCCAGCUGCACCCCAUGUUCCAGGAGCAGAUGGGGCGUUUUAAGGACUAUGCCCUGAGCAGGAGCCCUAAGACUGUGGUGGGGAACAGAGCAGUUGAUGGGGCGUUCCUGGCUGAUUUCCUGGAGCGCAUCGUGAACCUGCUGUCCCGGGAUGAGCCCGUUUUCUUGAGUGAGAUCUGCAAUGGCCUGCAGCAGGAAGGCAGCAAUUACUGCAUGGGGUACCCAGUGGACCCCAUGGGGGGCUCCCCACCCAGCAGAGCAGCAGCCAGCGCUGCCCAGCCCUCGGUGCUGGAGCCCAAGAGGGAACACAUGGUCCCACUUCAGGCUUCUCGACCCGCCCUGCCAGUCCUGGCCAAGGUUGCCCCCAGCACGGCACAGCCAGGCGCCAUGGAGGAGCCGAUGUGUCUGAUCGAGAACAGCCCGGACGGGGAGCUGCAGCUGAACCAGGCAGCCCUGGCCCUGCUCCAGAGCGUCCGCCAGCCCGUGGUGGUGGUGGCCAUCGCCGGGCUGUACCGCACCGGCAAGUCCUACCUCAUGAACAGACUGGCCGGCAAGGACCAGGGAGGGUUCUCGCUGGGCUCCACCAUCCAGUCACACACCAAGGGCAUCUGGAUGUGGUGCCUGCCCCACCCCCACCCUCGCCGGGCCGGCCACACCCUGGUGCUGCUGGAUACCGAGGGGCUGGGCGACGUGGAGAAGGGCGACACCAAGAACGACACGUGGAUCUUCGCGCUGGCCGUGCUGCUCAGCGGCACCUUGGUCUACAACAGCCUGGGCACCAUCGACCAGCGCGCCCUGGAGCAGCUGCACUACGUGACGGAGCUGACGGAGCGCAUCAAGGUGAAGGCAGCAGGCGAGGGCGGCCGGCAGGAGGGGGAAGAUUCAGCCGAGUUCGUGCGGUUCUUCCCGGCCUUCGUGUGGGCCGUGCGGGAUUUCACGCUGCAGCUGCAGCUGGACGGGUGGGAGAUCACCGAGGACGAGUACCUGGAGAACGCCCUGAAACGCAGACAAGGCCAGCCCGAGAAGCUGGAUCUGCCCAAGAAGUACCUGCGCCAGUACUUCCCUUCCCGCAAGUGCUUCGUGUUUGACCGCCCAGCCCCGCGCCGCGACCUGGCCCGCCUGGACGAGCUCCCCGAGGCAGCACUGAGCCCUGACUUCCUGGAGCAGGCGCAGCGCUUCUGCAGCCACAUCCACCAGCACGCGGGCACCAAAACCCUCCCGGGCGGCCACGUGGUGACGGGCACCUUGCUGGGGAACCUGGCGGUGACCUACGUGGACGCCAUCCGCAGCGGGGCAGUGCCCUGCAUGGAGAGCGCGGUGCUGGCCCUGGCGCAGAUCGAGAACUCGGCGGCGGUGGGGGAGGCCGUGGCUGCCUACGAGGAGCAGCUGGGGCUGCGAGUGGUGCUGCCCACGGAGAGUGUGCAGGAGCUGCUGGAGCUGCACGCCCAGUGCGAGCGGGAGGCACUGCGGGCGUUCUUGGCACGCGCCUUCAAGGACGAGGAGCAGCAAUACCAGCGGCAGCUGAAGGACAAGCUGGACUCCAAGCGCGCUGAGCUCUGCCGCCAGAACGAGCAGGCAUCGUCGGACCGGUGCACGGCCGUGCUGAGGGAGCUGUCGCAGGAGCUGGAGGAGCGGGUCUGCGAGGGGAGCUACUCGGUGCCCGGGGGCUACCAGCGCCUCUUGGACGACCAGCGGGAGAUGGUGGAGAAAUACCAGCUGGUGCCAGGGAAAGGGAUCAUGGCGGCCGAGGUGCUGCAGCAGUUUCUGAAGUCCAAGGAGACGGUGGCCCAGGCUGUUCUGCAGACAGACCAGAGCCUCACGGACAGACAGAGGGAGAUUGAAGUGGAGCGGGCGCGGGCCCAGGCGGCUGAGCGGGAGGCCCAGCUGAGCCAGGAGAUGCAGGCCAGGACAGAGCAGCUGCUGCAGGACCAGAAGCGCAGCCACCAGGAGCACGUCCAGCAGCUGACGGCCAAGAUGGAGCAGGACAGGAGGCAGCUGCUGGCCGAGCAGGAGAGAGCGCUGGCCCUGAAACUGCAGGAGCAGGAGCGGCUGCUGCGCGAGGGGUUCCAGAAGGAGGCAGCACAGUUGCAGCAUCAGAUGCAGAACCUGAGGAAGGAGAUGAGCCGGCCCCAGGACCCCUGCUCCAUCUUAUACCUGGUGCCCCCAACUGACGCUCUGCCCCGCUCCCUGCUGCCCAGCACCCCUGAGGACUGCAUUGGGGCCAGCCCUUACUGGGAGGGUUGUGCAGGCCACCCCCCCAGCGCGAUGGAGAUCCCCAUGCCGGCCCCCAUCUGCCUGAUCGAGAACAGCCCGGCGGGGGAGCUGCGGGUGCAGCAGGAGGCGCUGCGGGUGCUGGCAGAGAUCUCCCAGCCCGUGGUGGUGGUGGCCAUUGCCGGGCUGUACCGCACCGGCAAGUCCUACCUCAUGAACCGACUGGCCAGCAAGAGAACGGGGUUCUCGCUGGGCUCCACCAUCCAGUCCCACACCAAGGGCAUCUGGAUGUGGUGCCUGCCCCACCCCCACCCCCGCUGGGCCGGCCACACCCUGGUGCUGCUGGACACCGAGGGGCUGGGCGACGUGGAGAAGUGGGUGUCGUUCCAGGGUGACGGGAAGAACGACACGUGGAUCUUCGCGCUGGCUGUGCUGCUCAGCAGCACCCUGGUCUAUAACAGCCUGGGCACCAUCAACCAGCAGGCCAUGGACCAGCUGCACUACGUGACGGAGCUGACGGAGCGCAUCAAGGUGAAGGCAGCACGUGAGGGAGGCCGGCAGGAGCGGGAGGAUUCGGCCGAGUUCGUGCGGUUCUUCCCGGCCUUCGUGUGGGCCGUGCGGGAUUUCACACUGCAGCUGGAGCUGGACGGGCGGGAGAUCACCGAGGACGAGUACCUGGAGAACGCCCUGAAACUAAAGCCAGGCAGCAGCCAGCGAGCCCAGCUCUACAACCUGCCCCGCGAGUGCAUCCGCCAGUUCUUCCCGGGCCGGAAAUGCUUUGUCUUCGUCCAGCCGGCCAGCAGGAGGGACCUGCCCCGGCUGGAAGAGCUGCAGGAGGCCGAGCUGGAGCCUGAGUUUCGGGAGCAGGUGGCCCGGUUCUGCCACCACGUCUGGGAGACGUCGAAGCCCAAGACCAUCCCAGGCGGCCACGUGGUGACUGGGGCCAUGCUGGGGAACCUGGCGGUGACCUACGUGGACGCCAUCCGCAGCGGGGCAGUGCCCUGCAUGGAAAGCGCGGUGCUGGCCCUGGCGCAGAUCGAGAACUCGGCGGCGGUGGGGGAGGCCGUGGCUGCCUACGAGGAGCAGCUGGGGCUGCGUGUGGUGCUGCCCACGGAGAGUGUGCAGGAUCUGCUGGAGCUGCACGCCCAGUGCGAGCGGGAGGCAUUGCGGACGUUCAUGGCACGCGUCUUCAAGGAUGACAACCGCCGCUUCCAAGGGGAACUCAUGCACCGCUUGGAGGAGCAGAAGCAGGAACUCUGCCGGCGCAAUGAGCUGGCGUCCUUGGACCGCUGCACGGCCGCCCUGCUGGAGCUGUGGGACGAGCUGGAGGACUGGAUCUGCCAGGGGGUCUAUUCAGUGCCCAGGGGCUACCAGCGCUUCCUGGAUGACCGGCAGCGCGUGGUGGAGAGAUACUGGCAGGUGCCGGGGAAGGGAGUAAAGGCCGAGGAGGUGCUGCAGGAGUUCCUCCAGUCCAAGGAGGCCGUGGCCCAGUCCAUCCUGCAGACGGACGAGGCCCUGACGGAGAAGGAGAAGGAGAUGGCAGCCGAGCGAGCCCGGGCCGAGGCGGCCGAGCGGGAGCAGCAGGUCGUGCAGCAGAAGGAGGCUGAGCUGCAGCAGAAGCUGGAGGACCAGGAACGCAGCUACCAGGAGAACCUGCGGCAGCUGGAGUCGAAGCUGGAGGACGAGAGGAAGAAGCUGCUGGAGGAGCAGGGCAAGAUGCUGGAUCAGAAACUCAAGGAGCAGGAGGCCCUGCUGACGGAGGGGUUCCGGGAGGAGGCCGGAUGCCUGGAGAACCAGAUCCGGCACCUGCAGCAGCAGAACGAGGAGAUCCAGAAGCCGUCGUGGAUCCAGUCAGCGCUGGGGGUGCUGAUGGACGUGGUCCCCUUCGUGCUACCCGGCUUCGUCGGCAAGGCCACCGGGGUUGUCACCAACUUCAUCCGGCGCCUGUUGUGAUGGGAUCCCCGGCUGCGCACUUGCUUCUGCACCCCAGCGCCCAUUCACCUGCGGAACCCCCUGCCACAGGACGCUGUGCCGGUGAGCAGCUUAGGAAUGUCCAGCAAAGGCUCCCAACCUCCUUGCUUCCUGGCCAGGGCUGGCCCCCCACUGGAUUCAAACAUGGCCUCAUUCCAGACCCACCAGCAUGCUGGGGCUCAGCUUUGCCCCCUAAGCAGAGGGCAGCAGGAUUCUUUCUGUGGGUGCACUCGGAACUGCUGUGCUGCGUGUCAUGGCCCCUGUACUGCCAACAACUGCCUCCAUGUCUGGAAACCUGGCAUGGCAAACACAGGGUUAAACAUCCCCUGUGUCAGGAUAGAGACACAGGUCACAAGGGCUCUGACCUGCUCCCCUUGCACCUGCGGGGUCAUCCCCACCAGCUGGGCGGCUGCAGGCUCAGCUAGGGUCACCAGCUCGGAGAGAUUUGCAGUGAUGCUGACUCUCAUGAGUCUGUCGUGAGUCUCAUGGUAAUUAUCCUUUCCCGUAAAGCCCCAGCUCCUGGAGUCAGGUGGCUCAUGUCUGUGGAGAAAGCUUCAAAAUGCUGGUUACAGAUCCCAGCCCCUGCUGCUCUAACCCGCUAGACCCCACUCCCCUCCCAGAGCCGGGGAGAGAACCCAGGAGUCCUGGCUCCCAGCCCUCCUGCUCUAACCACUAGACCCCACUCCCCUCCCAGAGCCGGGGAGAGAACCCAGGAGUCUUGGCUCCCAGCCCUCCUGCUCUAACCACUAGACCCCACUCCCCUCCCAGAGUCAGGGAGAGAACUCAGAAGUUCUGGUUCCCAGCCCCCCCGCUCUAACUGCUAGACCCCACUGCCCUCCCAGAGCCGGGGAGAGAAGCCAGGCGUCACACUGGGAAGGGCCUUACAGCCACAGGACGUGGGUUCACAAUAGCAGAGGGAAAAUGCCAUUAUGCUGUUAGCCCCUUUGCAAAUGUCUCUAGGGUUGUGGGAAUGGGCAGUAACUGUGUGUAUUUGAAUAGCUGCUGCCCGGUGCUCAUUGUUAAUUAUCUGCACAAAACACCUCCUCAUCCAGAUGAAAACAAGCGUUUUUACCACAUUGUAACAACUGGAGGACGUGAUUUCCCAUGUCCAGCGCCUGUGUUCAGACAUAACCAGUGGCAGGUAACAUACACUUUGUACUCCAAGAUAAAACCUCCACCUACUGGAGUGAAUCUGACUGUUUUAAAACGACUGCUUGUGCACCCCUACUGAAGGAAUUAUUGACACGCUGUGUGACAAGGUCAGGCCAGAUGGCUACAGGAGAGUUACAAGGCAGAUAUCUUAGUCCCAGAUUAAGCAGAUCCCUCUUCCCUGGGUAAGGUAACAGGGGCAGUUCCAGAUGAAGCAGGAACUUGCUGGAACCAAUUGAGGCAGGCAGGCUAAUUAGGACACCUGGAGCCAAUUAGGAAGAAACUGCUAGAAUCAAUUAGGACAGGCUGACUAAUCAGGGCACCGGGGUUUAAAAAGGAGCGCCCUCCAGUUUGUGGUGUGCGCGUGCGAGGAGCUGGGAGCAAGAGGUGCAAGGAGCUGAGAGUGAGAGGCUGUGCAGCUGGAGGACUGAGGAGUACAAGUGUUAUCAGACACCAGGAGGAAGGUCCUGUGGUGAGGAUAAAGAAGGUGUUUGGAGGAGGCCAUGGGGAAGUAGCCCAGGGAGUUGUAGCUGUCAUGCAGCUGUUACAGGAGGCACUAUAGACAGCUGCAAUAUACAGGGCCCUGGGCUGGAACCCGGAGUAGAGGGCAGGCCCGGGUUCCACCCAAACCUCCCAACUCCUGAUCAGACACAGGAGGAAUUGACCUGGACUGUGGGUUCUACCAGAGGGGAAGGUCUCAGAGGUUCCCUGACCCACAUGGUGAAUCUCUGAGGCGAGCAAAUCUGCCAAUAAUCGCAGGACCCACCAAAAUAGAGGAGGAGUGUUGUCACAGUUGCUAAGGAAGAAGCAUGCGGAAUCGAGCUCCAUUACUCCACCCAUAAGAUUAAACGUGUUUAAGAGGGUUAGUAAAGAUUUGAAACACAAAUUGUGGGAAUCUUUGCUGGGUUGGUCUCCCAUGGGGCCUCACAUCCAGCUGUGGUGAGGGUUCAGCUGGUUUUACUGGUAAGCAUGGUGGCUUUGGCUUGCCAGGGAAGGAGAACUGUGCAGAAGGUAUGAAAGGUUGGGAUACGAAGUCCACAAAUGUCUAUCUUGGCCUUCCCCAGGAGGCAAGCCUGAGCUCGGCAGGUCUGAGCAUUGGAUUCCUGUGGUGGUGACAAUGGCUUUGGUAAAGUGCUAUCAAGGUGGGGAGUGUAACGAGAGGCCUGGGCUUGACAUGACCCACAGCCACCUUGUAUCUGGACUUAGCAUCACCUGCAGCCAUCUUAUGUGAUCAGCCACCACGAGUGGAAACAAAACUGUGGAGUCAGGAGAAUUCAGCCUUGACGUAGCAGACAGAGAGAAAACGAUGAGCUGCAGCUGCAGCGUUACUCACGGGGCUAGAUAGUCACACACUCAUUGGAAUGGGGAGAGACUGCAGAAGCUAACCUUGAGCUCCUGCAGCAGAUUCUUGGUAAUAAAAAGUCGGAGGUUGUGCUGUUGCAAGUGAAUCCCACUAACGAAGCAUAAAGAUAAAUGACCUUGAGAACAUUUUACUAACUCUGAAAAAUACAAAAGCGAAUGAGUAGGGAGUCUUGCCACGUGAACCCCUGUGUCGAGAAAACGACUGGUCCGUGGCUUUGCAUAGCGAUACGUUGGGUAAAAGAAUUGUUGAAGACAGAGAUAGGAGAAAUCCUUAUCCUUACCUUUAUAAUGAGGGUCAGAAAACAAGUUUGUUGGAACGUAAAACCAGGCUACAGUUCAAGACCGAAGCUGCUCUGGCCCUCGGGAGACGUCUCUCUGCCUUUGUUGGGAGUGAAAAGCAUGAAGACGCUUGACAUGUGUAUUCUUUUGCUUUGUUGCUAAUUGUUCAUAAAUACUUGCACAUGUUUAAGGAUA
Messenger RNA from Gopherus flavomarginatus (Mexican gopher tortoise), 7994 nucleotides. RefSeq lists its product as uncharacterized. The transcript is spliced from 30 exons. Lineage: Eukaryota; Metazoa; Chordata; Testudines; Testudinidae. The record is from RefSeq and is a predicted model, not a curated record. Gene Ontology annotation, molecular function: GTP binding; GTPase activity. The coding region runs from base 135 to 4991 and encodes 1618 amino acids.